This is a messenger RNA of Penaeus monodon (black tiger shrimp), 1649 nucleotides long. RefSeq lists its product as uncharacterized. Bases 77 to 412 code for a protein of 111 amino acids. The record is from RefSeq and is a predicted model, not a curated record. Lineage: Eukaryota; Metazoa; Arthropoda; Malacostraca; Decapoda; Penaeidae. The transcript has 3 exons.
CGUGGCCCAGCUGGCAGAGAGACAAGGUGAACUCGCUGCUGCUGGUUGCAAUGUGGUGGUAUUAACAUUCGGGGAGAUGUCAGGUGCAAGGAGAUGGCUGGAGGAAACUCACUGUCCUUUCCCAUACUUCACUGAACCAACUCUUUCCGUGUACCAGAAACUUGGGUUGAAAAGGUCCAUUGUGUCUGUCUGGAACCCAGCAGCCCUAGGUUUUUAUGGUGCUCAGAUGGCCAAGGGGACACCACUACCAAAGGCAUAUGCGGACAUUGAGGAUGACCCACACCAAAUGGGCGGGGACUUCAUUGUGGACAGACACGCAAAACUUGAAUUUAUAUAUCAUAGUAAAGUGCCAAGUGACAGGCCUUCUGUAGAUCUCAUUCUUGCAUCUUUGAAGAGAAUGAGUCAGCCUUAAAGAGUGCCUCUCCCUGCUUGGAUAUACACCAGUUUAUAUAUUUUGUGAUGUCUAUGCAGAGACUCUAUAUGGGAACAGUUUUGGCUAUUGUAUACUAUAGUCCACCAUAUCCAAUGAUUAUUGUCAUUGAAGCAAUACACUCUUGAUUAUUAAAAGUAAAAAUACAUACCAAAACACAGAGGAACAACAGAAAAUACAUUCCAUUUUAGAUAACAUUCCACAAAUCCAACUUGCAGCCAUGGGACUUUUAUUUCUUUAUUUAUCAUUUAUUUGUAAGGCAAAUAAUUUCAUUGGUUGUGAACUUCUUUAGGUUUAAGAGCUGGUGAUGCAUUUUGUGUUGAUUAAACUAGUCUCUCUGUAUUAUAGAAAAUUUGUUGCAAAGUUUUAAGUUGCAACAUAUGUAUUCAAUCUUUCAGUCACAAAUAAGCACAUAUAAAAAUUUAGAAAUAUAUAUUUUUCCAACGUAAGUAAGCAUGAAUAUAUACAUUUAUAUAUUUGAUACAUGACAGUUAACUGUAAAGUGAAAUAUUUACUCUUGCUCACAGUGUUGAAUUAUUUUUGUGAUGUGAAUAUAAAUAGUGAGAGUAAGAACCCAGAUAGAGUUGUAACAUAAAAAUUUAAAUUAUUGGUCUGUACUCGGGUCUUUUUUUAAAGGUCAGUAAAGAAAAAACAAAUUUGUAGUUUGGUUAUCAAGAACUUGUAAGUGAUUAUUUGCAUUUUUCUUUUUCUUUUUAUCUAAGACUUAUAGGAAGUAAAGUAUGAUGUGGACUAGGAUACAGUUUAUCUCUUGCAUUUCUGUGUAUUUGUCUUUGGGAUGCAGCCUUAGUUGCUACAUGUAAGACUUGGUAUUUUAUUUCUACCAUAAAACAGCCAUUGGAAUAAAACACAUUAUUUGGUUCCUGGAGUAAUUUAAUAUUCUGGACCAAUGGAAAGGUAGUGGUACAGAGAGCUGGCACUAAUGUUGUUAUGUUUAGAAAAAAAAGUCUCUCUAUUCUGAUGCACUGAAAAUUUUUCUCUCCAUUCUGCACUUUCUAAAGUAGGUUUGGUAAUCUCUCUUGAACAGCAAUACAGUAUGAAGGAUUGAGUGAAAACUUUUUGUGGCUCAAGCUGGAAAAAUAGAGUGAUUGCUGUUUAAAAGAGUAUUACUUUUCCUUUUUAACCCCCUUUUUGGGGGCUUUUGUUGCUAUCAUGGAUUGUUAUGUUUUUAAAUAAUAUUAAAUAUAUAUUAUACAUGAUG